This is a messenger RNA of Neltuma alba, 624 nucleotides long. RefSeq lists its product as uncharacterized. Lineage: Eukaryota; Viridiplantae; Streptophyta; Magnoliopsida; Fabales; Fabaceae. The record is from RefSeq and is a predicted model, not a curated record. The transcript has 2 exons. Bases 1 to 435 code for a protein of 144 amino acids.
AUGCAUAGACAGUCCCUGAGCUCACCGUCCUUAAAGCUUUACAGCCAUGGCGGAGCCAAGGAAGAGACGGAGAAUGUCGAAGAACCGAAGCUCAGAGACUCUGUUUCAUCGUCGUCCAUAUACGACGAAGACGGCGAUAACGCCGGGAAGAGUCGUCGAGCAUCAUCGCCUCCUUCCAGAACAGACAAGUUCAUCCACCUCCUUCCCAUUCUCAUUUUUUGCUGCUUCCUCGUUCUCUACCUCUGCUCUCACACUCCCUCCGCGUCAGACAUGGAAUCGUUUCGCAGAUUCAAGCUCUCCUCCGAGCGUUCUGACUUAGCGGUGGAUAUGAACGAUAUCCGGCAGAUUCCAGCAGACGGAGCCGAUAUUUUGCCGAUUCGCACCCUGAAAAAUUUGCAAGAGACACGGCCACACAGGAAAUUCGCCGAUUUUUAAGCCGCAUUAACUGGUUUUACCAUCUUGAUCAUUCCUGCAACUUCGUUUAUCAGAAUAGCUUUCUUUGCUUCACUUUCUUGGUCGUGCGUGAAAAUUAAACAAUAAUAAGAGGAAGAAAAAAAUAAGUUAUGCUCUUAAAUUCUGUAUAGGCAUCUGAAAUUUGGAAUGCAAUGCCUCGCCGGUUCCUAA